Molecule: messenger RNA, 1519 nt
Organism: Anopheles coustani
Lineage: Eukaryota; Metazoa; Arthropoda; Insecta; Diptera; Culicidae
Gene: nopo
Product: E3 ubiquitin-protein ligase TRAIP
Exons: 2
Coding region: 71-1399 (442 amino acids)
Source: RefSeq, a predicted model, not a curated record
UAGAAAAGUAAACAUAAAUAUACGCUUUUCGCGUUUUAACAUCAUUCCGCAGUGUUUCUACUCUUUGAUCAUGAAUUUAAUGUGUCCAAUUUGCUCGGACUUGUUCGUGCCUUCCGAUGAAGUUCAUAUAACUCCAUGUGGGCAUAUGUUUCAUCAUACUUGUCUUCUGCAGUGGCUGGAGCGGUCGAAAACUUGUCCACAAUGCCGAAAUCGUUGCGCCGAGACGAGGCUUGUUAAAGUGUAUUUCAACAUCGCUGCUAACCUCGAUACUACUGAGGACAGUGCAUCAUUGCUUCAAAAACUCGACGACAUGACGUUCAAAAUACGAGAAAAAGAAAAAUCAUUAAAAGACUUCGAGCAAAAGAUUGUCGACCACAAAGGAGAGCAAAAGAAAAUGAGACGAAUUUUGCUCGGACUGGAAGAGCAGUUGCGCUCUAAGGAAUCAGCAAUCCUUGCUUUCAAGCAUGAAAAUGAUAUGCUCAAGGGUGAUCGUAAAAUCAAGCAGCAACUCGAAGAAGAACUAGCCAUUUUAAGGCCCCAGCUCGAAUCUUAUGCAACGAUAAAACAGGCGCUCAAGUCCACAGUUCAGGAAGUGGAUCAAAUGUUAGCUAGCGAUACUAGUCGGGCGACGGUCGUGGCCGUCGCUGCAGCGCUAAAGCGUGAGCUACAGGCUCAGGAAAUAAAAAGAAAAGAACAAUCUGACCGCAUACAUCGUCUUCAGAAUGAGCUCAGCGAUGAACGAAAGAGAAGGAAAGCUCGGGAGGACACCCUCUCAGCGUGCGAUAGUGAAAUUUACCGUUUGCAACAACUCUUGAAGCAAAAGACAUCUGAAAAAACUUCCAAUACAUCAGCCAAUAGUGAGGAUGGUUCUUUCGACGAGGAAGCCGUACCAAACACACCUGAUCAACGUGAAAGUCGCCGCAAGAGACCGUUGAACGAUCUUAACGCCAGCACACCCAUGUCGGAAAAGGUCCGCAAGAUUAUGGACUCCACCUCGCCGUAUUUAAGAAUAAAAACAAGCAGCAUUGGGCUCGCGCCAUUGAUGGGAGUAGGUAAUAAGAUUACAGCAAACCCGCCUACAUCUGCAGGUACUUCCGCGAAACCAGGCAGCAGCACUAUGCAAUAUUCAAUCUUCCGCAAUCGCCGUCCAGCAAACAUAAUUUCAACGAUUUCUUCAAAAGCGAGUAGUGUGGAAGGAAACGAAAAAAACACGGAGAACACUGCUGAGGACAGUGAAACGGUGGUAUCCGAGCCACGGUUCAAAUUGACAUCGUCAACGGUUGUCGCUCGGUUAAAAACGGGCAAGUUGACCAGGCAUCCGUCGACUGUAAUGCAAAAUCAUACUGCCAUUGAUCAACUUAACAGAGUCCCAAACCUAGAACUAGCCGAUCUAGAAUGAGCGAAAUUCGUACAAAUAUCCCGUUGUUACAAGUACUCUCUGAGAGGAGGAAAUAAUAAAUGUUUGAAUAAGUUUGAAAUAAAUUUAUUUCAUUUCCGUUUGUACGGCCAAUGAGCACUU